CGGAAGGUGGUUUUGUGCGCAGCUGUUUAUCUCCCCCCACGGGAAAAAUGGCGUUGCCCGUGAGUGUAGGAGCGCUCCUAGAAUCAGAAGUAUUAGAGGAUCCAUUAUACAAAGAUGAAGGUCUCUGUGUACUUGGUAUAUUCGGUAAGACUGCAAUGCUACCCGGAUCACCGAAAGAGUUUCUAAUCAACACGCUCGCGGACAAGCACAUCUAUCCACUCCUUGGACUGGAUGAGACAGACAAUCAGAACUGUGGAAGCUUGAUUCAGGCGUACUACAGCCAAGAAAACCGCGUAUUGUAUCUAGUGCUUACUUCAGUUUGUGACAACCGACAGCUUUUGUGGGCGUGUGAGUCUUUGAGUACGGGCAUCGGACACUCGGAGGCGCAAGAAUUCUGGAAAGGAGCAGAUAAACAGCAUUGCUUAGCAUUGCUUUAUCUAUUCUCGUUGUGCCAUGUCCUGCUACUGGUCCAUCCUACAUGCUGUUUUGAUGUCACCUAUGACAGAUUGUUCUGUGCUCUGGAUGCACUUCGCCAGAAAGUUCUGCCAUUACUACGUGCUGCAAUCAUGGAUUCCAUCAUAUCCAAAGAAUGGAAGGUGAACUGCCGCCCCUGUCCCCCGCGCCUGCUAUUUGUAUUCCAAAUGAAUGGAGCCCUGAGAAGCUAUGGUGGAAAUGGUUCAGAUACUUCUGGGGGAAAUGCAGACAAGCCCAAGAAACACUCGCCAAGAAGACGCCUCCAGCAUGCAUUGGAAGACCAGAUAUAUCGCAUUUUCCGGAAAAGUCGUGUCCUCACCAACCAGAGCAGUAAUUGCUUGUUCACUGUCCCUGCUAACCAGGCGUUUGUUUACAUGGUGCCUGGCCCAGAGGAGGACCCAGUGGCAGCUGUGCUGGGGCAGCUGCGCUCCAACUGCACCCUGAGGGAAAAUGACACCAACACCUCGGUGUCUGGACCCAGGCGCUACCAACAAAUGCGUUACUCUGCGAGACAACCAUCCUUCAAUGUAGAAAGCAGCAGCCUCUCAGGGGGGCAACUAGUGGAUUGUAGUCUGAAGGAGUUCCUUUGGCAGCAUGUCGAACUGGUGUUGACCAAGAAAGGCUUUGAUGACAGCGUUGGUCGCAAUCCGCAACCUUCCCAUUUUGAGCUGCCAACCUACUCCAAGUGGGCACAAGUGGCCUACAGGCUGCAUCAGGUCAUGAUAGCCAACACAGAGGGGGAAACUGCCGAGCUGGCCGUCAAAGUGCAGAGUCAGCUUAAGUUUUUGGAGGGUUUCCUGGACGCAGACGCCAAGUUCUCUGAGAACCGCUGCCAGAAAGCCCUGCCACUGGCACAUAGCGCCUACCAGUCCAACCUUCCCCAUAACUAUACCACCACCGUGCACAAAAACCAACUGACACAAGCACUUCGGAUCUACAGCCAGCAUGCACGUGGCGUAGCUUUUCAGCGCUAUGCCUUGCAGUUGCAUGAGGACUGCUACAAGUUCUGGAGUAAUGGGCAUCAGUUAUGUGAAGAGCGCAGUCUGACGGACCAACACUGUGUGCACAAGUUUCACCUGCUGCCUCAGCCAGGUAAAGCCUCAAUCACUGUACAGAACAUACUACUGUUACUAUCAUUUCUAAAAUAUUUUUCCUUAUUUAUAACACAAAUUAAAGGUAUAACAGGUAUCUACAGAGUUGGUGGUCAGUGUACCUCAGAAUAUCAAUGUUGAAUUGUGGUGUUUAUUAUGGCUAAAAACUGUCUUCUAUGGGGUUUUCUCGUUUGGGAAAAAGACGGUCCUCCUCCGUGACCCGGAAACUGUUAAGUGGUCGAGGAGUGUGUCAAUUCGUUAGUAGGCAAAUGGAAGAGUGUCCUCCCCUCCUCGAUAUCCACCUUUCAUCGAGGAUACUCGUGUAUCUUACCGCGGAAGAGUUUUGAAAUCUGCCACACCCCCAUUGUCAGCUUUUGCUUUGUCAGAGGAGAAAAACAUGCACACGGUUAAAAACAAUAUGCUACUUAUUGUUUUAUCUAUAAAAUGUCUUGCACAACUAACUUAUGAUCACAUUACGCAUUUCUUUUGGGUUCCAACCCAUAAACGUCAUUUGCCUAAUGACUCGCAAGUGGAGAAGGACGGUCUCAUUUCAAGCAAGCACAUUUCCAUCCACGUUCACUCUCCUCGAUUAACUUUGACAUUUUUCAAAAGGACGCGAGAGAGGACCGAGGAGAGAGGAUGCAGGAGGUGAGCAAAUCAAUUGAUAAAAGGCCAUUGUCAUCUGCAGAUGAGAAGCCAGAGAUGGACCUCAACCCGCCCAUCCUUAACCACAACAGCAGGGGGCGUUCCACUAGCUCGUGUAACUGUGGCCGGAAGCAAGCCCCUCGUGAAGACCCCUUUGACAUCCAAGCUGCCAACUACGACUUCUACCAAGUUAGUAUCCACUUUAACAGAUCUCUGCAGAGGACACCAGCAUAACCCCAUGAUCUCUGAAAAAAUAUAUAUUCAAUUAUACUUCAGUCUUGUUUACGAUUUGUCUCACUCUGUUGCCUUGUAGAUGUUCGAGGAGAAAUGCUGCGGGAAGCUGGAGACGGUCGACUUUCCUGUUUUCCAGCCGAGCACCCCAGACCCAGCCCCGGCCUGUGAAGAAGCACCCAGGCUACCUGAGGUGGUUGCCCCAGUCCCAGUCCCAGUCCCACCGUCAGUGUCAGAGCCUGGGUCAGGGCCAUCAGAGGGGGAGAGGCUGAAGGAGAGCAUCCCAGCGUCCCACUUAGUGUCCCACACCCCUGGAGAGAGCACCAGCCUCAGCCUGGCCCUCAGCCUGGGCCAGUCCACUGACAGCUUAGGGCCCUAUGGAGACGGAGGGGGCGGUGAAGGCCAGGAGAAGAGGCCCAGCCUGGUGGACCGCCAGGCCUCCACUGUGGAGUACCUUCCAGGCAUGCUCCACUCAGGCUGCCCCAAAGGCCUGCUGCCCAAGUUCUCCAGCUGGUCGCUGGUCAAGCUGGGCCCUGCCAAGGCCUACAACACCCACACUGGCCUGGAGCAGCCAGGCUUCCUACCUGGCUCUUCCUUCCUCCUGCCCUGGGACGUGGUGAUUCGCUCCCGCUCCGAAGACGAUGUGGGCUUAACUGAGCCCUUGGAUUGGGGACCCGCCUCCUGGCCAGCCCCCAACAAAACCCUGGUGGGGAAGCGGGGGAGUGCAGGGGGCCUUGGCCGGGGACGCAGGCGGGAUGAUGUGGCCCGGGCCUUUGUGGGCUUUGAGUAUGAGGACAGUAGGGGCCGGCGUUUCCUCAGCUCAGGACCUGAUAAAGUGGUGAAAGUGCUGGGGCCUGGAGGGGCCAAAGAGCCGGCCACCAGGGCCCUGAACACAGACAUGCCCCUGUACAUCCCCUCUCCGGCCCAGGGGCGUGGCCUGAAGACCCACUACGCCCAGCUGGCGCGCCUCUACAUUGUGGUCCCUGAUGCCCCCCUGGAGAUAACACUCAACCCACAGGUACACUUGCCUGGCCUACAUUUCCCUAUCAACUGGUGUGUGUCACCAGGAAAACAUGAGAGGAAUUUACUUAUCUAUCUUGAUAGAUAAGCUAUUAUGCUUAAUUCUCAAUGCAAUUACAACUGAACUCAUAGUGUGUUCUUAGUGUAGCAAUAUGCUGUGUGGAGAUGAAUUUUGUGUUGGCAAAUAGUCCCUUUGUUGAUUAAUGAGAAAGAUGUAAUGCUUGAUUGAUGUUGACUGUAAAACGCUGCCCCUCUUCUUCUUUUUGUUCUUAGGUCCAACCGGGCCCAACUCCCUGUCCAGUGUUCCACCCCGAGCAGACAGAGCUGGUGCUGCCCCCCGAUGGCCUGUGGGUCCUACGUUUCCCCUACUCCUAUGUCACAGACCGUGGUCCAUGCUACCCACCUAAAGAGAACCAGCCCCUGGCCAACUACAAGGUCCUCAGAGGCAUCCUGCGUGCCAACACUGUCAGCCCUCUUCCACCACAGUAACCCCCACUCCCACAAUAGCACCGCAAUGUGGCUCUCACACUUAUUUGCAAGGUUAGUGUAAAAAUGACUGAGUCAGUUGGACUGUGUUCUCUUGCCUAGUGUCGUUUCAUCCCCUAAAAUACUAUUUUGAGUUAAAUGGAAUUGGACUGGGUUAGUUGAUUUAUGAAUGGCAAUCUCUCAAAAUAAAAAGGUGUUGAUCUGCAUUGAACUGCGUCUCCACUUGGAUAUAUUCAAUGAAGAUCUUGUUCUCUGACCUCUUUUGUUCAUGGUCCUUUCAAACAGCUCUUACACUAAAAGGGCAUUAUCAUAAUUUUCACAAUUUCACAGUAUUAUUCCAACCUAAUAUUGUGGAAAUCUAUAUAAAACACAGGAAAAUCACGUUUUUGACUGCACUGGGCCUUUAAGGAGAGAAUAAAUGGCAUUUUAUGGA
Molecule: messenger RNA, 4380 nt
Organism: Coregonus sp. 'balchen'
Lineage: Eukaryota; Metazoa; Chordata; Actinopteri; Salmoniformes; Salmonidae
Source: the annotation of a GenBank genome assembly